UACCUUUUGUUUGAUGCAGGAUUGAAACUUGUAACAUGAAGUCCGCGAAGAGACCAGUCCGUAAAAAAGUUUAGCGCUUGCUGUGCUUUCACCGAACUGUUUGGGACCGACCCCAGUAGUGAUUCGCGCUGGACAAGGAAGGGGAUACAUUUUGUUGGAUGCGCAUGUUUUUUCGCAUUGGUGAAGUGGUAACUUCGCGAAGAUGCCGAAGAUUUUCUUGAUUCGGAAUCGUAUUGAAGAGCAACAACUCAAGCUCAGGGAAGCUCAGAAGGCGAACCCGGACAAGAGCGGAUUUGAGGAUGUCGAUUCGGACGCGUCCUCGUCUCCGUCGCCGUACUCCACAGCUGGCUCAAAAGCCAUCGGCACCAUUUACCCGCAUCUUUUGGCUCUCCUGAAAAAUGAUGCGGCGUUCUUUGGCUGCUCUUCCGUGUUCAACUCUCGGCUCCGUUGA
This is a messenger RNA of Notodromas monacha, 451 nucleotides long. The record is from the annotation of a GenBank genome assembly. Lineage: Eukaryota; Metazoa; Arthropoda; Ostracoda; Podocopida; Cyprididae.